Messenger RNA from Orycteropus afer afer, 1218 nucleotides. NCBI's taxonomy places the organism in Eukaryota, Metazoa, Chordata, Mammalia, Tubulidentata, Orycteropodidae. The record is from RefSeq and is a predicted model, not a curated record.
AUGCACCAAGCACUGGUCUUAAUUCUGGAGAUUGGAGCUCGCGCCGGCCUUUCCCUUUCUCUACUUUAUUCUAAAUCUACAAGGAUAAAGCAGACCCAAGACGCUUCCUCUUUCUCCCUGCCCCGCCGCCCCAACACCGGCCUCAACACCCAGGACCAAAGCAAGGAGGGAGGGAGCCCCGGCCCAGCCCGGAGCGCGCCGCGGGCUCCGAUCCCUCCCCGGCGGGCGCAGAACGCCCGGGGAGCCGACGCCGACCUCCCGCGCAGCUCCAACUUACUUUCCCAAACUUGUGGGCGCCGGGGUGCUCGUGCGCCCGCGCUGUGCAGCCGGAACAAAGCGGCGGCCAGACCUCCCUUCCCCCAAGGAAGCGGGCUGCACGGGCGCCUUAACUCCCCCUUCCCGCCAGCGGGUCCGCCCUCGGGGCGCACCCCUCUCCAAAGAUGUGGGACUCGGAAAGGCUCCCCCGGAGCCUCUCUCCUGCCCGUCCGGGGCGCGCGGAGUCCAGUCGGCCCUGGCGAGGUCACCCACCUCAGGCGCCGGCUGCAGGACGCAUCCUGGGUCGCGCUCCCACGCCGGGGCCCCCCAGCUGAUGGCAAAGUCCGGGCUCGGGACUCCGGGCGGCUCCCUGCGAGCGGAGCAUGCCGGGAAGGGAGCUGGGCUGUCAAAGGACUCGAGAUAAAUUCUCCCGGCUCCGCCAAACCCCCGGAGGUGGGGCGGGAGGGGGAGCGCCGGCCUGAGCAUCCAAAUCCCCCGCUGCCAGGCGCCGCCGUCACCGCCAGGCCCUCCGACGGCUGCUCCAGACCCGCCGGGGGGUCGGGGCCAGCUACUGGUUCUUCCCUCAAGAUUCCAGAGCCCGUCCCUAGGGGGCGCUGCGGCCCAGCCGCCAUGGCCAAGGCCCAGCGCGCGCCCCCGCCUCCUGUCCCGCGCGUGCGCGCCGCCCAGGUGAGGAGGCUGUGGCCUGGCCGCCGAGGGGCGGGAUCCUCAGCCGGCGGGGCGGGGCGGAGCCAGAGAGGCCCGGCUGGAGCCCGGCAGCCGCCGCGGGAGAAGCGGAAACUGCCGGGUGUGCCCCACUCCAAGCCGCGCCGGCCAAAGCGCGCCGAGGAGCUGCAAGGCGGCCUCUGUCCGGCCCGGAUCCGCCGAUCGGAGCGCGGCGCCCCCACCCCGUACCCUGAGGCGCGGCAGGAGCGCGCCCACCUGAGUUGGUCCGCGCCCACCUGA